Molecule: messenger RNA, 3331 nt
Organism: Perognathus longimembris pacificus (Pacific pocket mouse)
Lineage: Eukaryota; Metazoa; Chordata; Mammalia; Rodentia; Heteromyidae
Gene: Bora
Product: BORA aurora kinase A activator
Exons: 12
Coding region: 250-1926 (558 amino acids)
Biological process (GO): regulation of mitotic spindle organization; regulation of mitotic nuclear division; activation of protein kinase activity
Cellular component (GO): cytoplasm; nucleus
Molecular function (GO): protein kinase binding
Source: RefSeq, a predicted model, not a curated record
CGGGUCCCGCGAGAUCAGGCGCGAAACGGGGGAGCGCGCUCAGAGGAUGCAGUUGGGGGGGCGGGGGAAGAAAGCCAGUAGACAGGGGGACCCGAACGCCUCUAGGGAUGCGACCGUCGUCCUGGCGGCCCAGGCGGGUCCCCGCCCCAAGACCUUCGAAGAUGUCGCGGGACGCCGGCAGCGGAGAGCACCCCGUUCCAAGACAGCCCCAUCCCGGAGGGGUGCCGGGCCAAGUUUGCUUUCUGUGCUAUGGGAGAUGUCAAAGAAUUAAUGCAAAUAACACCAGAAACUCCAGGAAGAAUCCCCAUUUUAAAUCCUUUUGAAAGUCCUAGUGAUUAUUCUAAUCUACAUGAACAAACCCUUGCCAGUCCUUCUGUUUUUAAAUCCACAAAAUUACCAACUCCAGGGGAAUUUAGGUGGUCUAUUGAUCAACUAGCUGUAAUAAAUCCUGUAGAAAUAGACCCAGAAGAGAUUCAUCGUCAAGCGUCAUACUUAAGUCAUUCUCGAAUAGAUAAAGAUGUGGAAGACAAAAGACAAAAAGCCAUUGAAGAGUUUUUCACUAAAGAUGUCAUCGUCCCAUCUCCUUGGACUGACCAUGACGGGAAACAACUUUCAGACUAUCAUUGCGGUAAAUGUAUUAACAUAAAUAGUGACUCUCCCGCUGGAAAAAAGCUGAGCCCUCAUAUUGAGAAAUGCAACACUGCUUGUCAGACAUUGCUGUCUCUUCCUGUGGAUUUUAAUUUAGAAAAUUUAUUAGGUGACUACUUCAGAACUGAUGAAUUUGUCGAUCAGUCUCCUGGAAACCUCAGUUCUUCAUCUCUCAGAAGAAAGCUUUUUUUAGAUGGCAACGGGAGCAUCUCUGACUCCUUGCCUUCGGCUUCUCCCAGGAGUCCUCAGAGCAGUGCUCAAGCAUCACUUGAGGUGUUUUAUGCAGUAGAUGUAUCUCCUGUGCAGUGCAGGAGCCCCGUGCAGACACCUAGCUCAGGGCAAUUUUCUUCUAGCCCUAUUCGGGGAAGUUCAAAGAGGUACAGUUUGGGAAGUGUAACAAGUCCUUCGGCCAUCUCUUCACCCACUUUUUCCCCAGUGACACUCCAAGUAGGAAAAACACCACUCUCAGAACAAAGGAAGUUUCCUUUUCACUCUCCUGAUGUUUCAUCUGGAAAAAAUUCUAAUGGAAUCACUAACCCGUGUAUUAGGAGUCCCUUCAUAGACGGCUGCUCACCAAUCAGAAAUUGUUCUCCGGUGAGACUGGAGAUGUGUGGAAGUACUCAGCAUCAGAGCUCGCUCAUUCACUUGCCCUUUGACCUGGAGACUCACAGCAAAGAGCAAGCGGAAGAUGAUAAAGAGAACAUCCCUUCCAUCCUCUCAUCACCAGUCACAGAGACCGGGAGAGGAUGGCCAUGGUCACUGAAGAGUGAUACCUCUGCAGGAAGCCCACGUGUACUCUCGAUGGCCAUGUCCAUGACGCAGAGCCAGUCCAGUGCUUCUGAGAGGGAGCUGGCACUGCUGGAGGACAUUGAGAGUGUGAGGGAGAAUGACACUGUGGACAUGGCCGAUCCCAUAGAGACAGUGGACGAGAGCACUUGGAUUAAGGAGUCGGGUGAUAAUGAGAAUUCACCCAUGACUGAUUUCAUGAGUGGAAUUGCCUUCAGUAUCGAAAGCUCUCACAUGUGCAUGUCGCCUCUUGCGGAGAGCAGUGUGCUUCCUUGUGAAGGCAGUAACAUUCAGAUGGAUAGUGGGUAUAAUACACAGACGUGUGGAAGCAAUAUUAUGGACACAGUUGGGGCAGAAAGUUACUGCAAAGAAAAUGAUGAACAAACCUGUGAAGUGGAAAUCAAGUCUAAAGUUUGCAUUUCAAAGUCAGGCCACACAGCAGAGAGAUGCUGGAUGAAAACAGCAAGUUCAACUCAGUAUAGCAGUCCGUAGAUCCCUUUAUCAGGACAAGAGACUAUGCUAAACUGCUUCUCCUUUGUUUUCAUGCACAAGAUCAAUAUGUGAUUGAUGGUGAUUGAGGAGAAAAAGCUGCCAUAAGAAACAUACUUCAUUUUUCUUUCUCUCAAUGUGAAAAAUCAAGAUCUUAAUUUAGUGACAUAGGAACAGAAAAACUCCAAGUUGUUGAAUUGCAACUUUAUUUUUUACCAAUAAAUAUUUUUACUUAACCUUGAUUGAUUUGUUUAACCAAAAAAAGAAAAAAAGGACACUAGGUAGUAACAGGCUUCUAUCCUACAGAACCAGUGAACUUCGCCUUAUCGACAGUACUGAAUUUAGCAGUAGUUCCAAGAACAAGAAAAGAUGUAUCUGAAGACACUACGUAUUUUACAUUAAAAACUUCUGGACACAGAUGAAUUAGUAAUGACUUCUGUGAAGGAAAUCUUACUAAGAUAUAAAACUUACAAGACAGGAAAUUGUAUGGGUCUUCGGAAAAAUUUGAAUUCCAUCUCUUCGUUUCUGUAGGAAAUUUUAGUCUCAGUGUUAACUGUAAUUAGUACUUUGGAAAGUGUAAAUACUAGAAAGGUAAUACUAACAGGAACCAAAAGCUCUGGGAUAAACGUGGGAGGCCAGAAUCAAGUACGCCGCCAUUCCCCAAGCAGGAGCCUCCUCUGCAGUCCACACGUGGCUACAGAGGAACGGAAUGCAGGAGAAGCAGAACCUCUGCAACAGAACAGUGGAAUUCCUGUUGGGCUUAGAAUUAUGAAGUAACAGUUAUACAGCUGGGCAAGUACAUACGUAAAAUGCCAAUUAUUUUUUCUGAAGUAACAUAUAUUAGCAAUAGAUCUAGGUUUACAACAUGUUUGAAAAUACCUGAGAUUGUAUUUUGGAAUUUAGUGACUAUCUUUAAGAAAAUUUGUUAAAAAGAAAAUACAAAAAAAAGCAGCCCUAAGUAAUAAAAUAUAUUACCGUGUCAUUUUCUUGUAGUCUCUAUUACUCCAUAUCUGGUAAGCUUAUUACUAAACUACAAACAAAGGUUCAUUCCCCUUACCAACAUGAAAGCUAUUAGCCAUUUUGUCCACUGUUGAAGAUGCUGAAUUGAGUAGAUGUGUACUUAAUCUUUACUUAAACUACUAUCCUUGUCCUAAGUGUAGGAGCAUCCCUGGUUACCAUGUUUUAAUAGCACUAAGUCAAUAAACAAGGCCAGGCACCAGUGGUUGACAUCUUUCAUCUCUGCUACUAGGGCAAUCAGGAAGAUGACAGUUUGGGGCCAGCCUGGGCAGUUUACCAGACCAAUCAUUGGGAACAAAUGGUGCAUUUCACCAACUCAAACUAAGUAGGAGGCUGAAAUCGGGAGGAAUGCAAUUCCAGGCUAGCCUGGACACCGCCCCCUCAAAAAAAA